AUGCUGGCGCUGUCAGGUUUUUCUGCCGGUUUAAUCGCAAGAGGUGUCUCAAAGGAAAUUCUUGAAGAUUCUCAAGGACCCAUGAAUCAAUUUCACAAGGAAAACACCUCAUCUAGUGAUGUAGUUGAAAUUAACUGUAAUUUCUCGGGUACAACUGUCAAUGAAAAAACAUGGCAAAUUCAAUUUUCAAUCUAUGCUCGUGUUCCAUGGGAAUAUAGAGAUACACCACGGCAUUAUGGCGGUCGAAUGGAAUGGACAUAUGUUGAUGGAAAUACGAGAAAAUGUUCGGUAGCACAGGUAUGGGUUGAAGAGAAGGUGAGCUGGGGUUUGCCGACUGAAAGACAGUAUGAACCAGAAGAAUAUUCAAGUGGAAAUAAGGAAAAAAUAUUUGAUGAUGGAGGUAGAGCUGAAUGGAAGUGUACAUCAACGAGACACCCACACUAG
This is a messenger RNA of Didymodactylos carnosus, 444 nucleotides long. The record is from the annotation of a GenBank genome assembly. Lineage: Eukaryota; Metazoa; Rotifera; Eurotatoria; Philodinida; Philodinidae.